Messenger RNA from Durio zibethinus, 1255 nucleotides. RefSeq lists its product as uncharacterized. NCBI's taxonomy places the organism in Eukaryota, Viridiplantae, Streptophyta, Magnoliopsida, Malvales, Malvaceae. The record is from RefSeq and is a predicted model, not a curated record.
UUGGCUAUAAAGACACUGCAGCAUAUAUCUCCUCUCUUCCUGAUUGCUUCCUUCCUUGCUUUGCUUUGCCUGCCUGUCCAGCUUGCUUUGAAGACUGAAAAAAGAAAAGAGAAAUGGGGAAUUGCCAAGCUAUUGAUGCAGCAACUCUAGUAGUUCAGCACCCAUGUGGGAAAGUUGACAAGUUUUAUUGGCCUGUGAGUGCUAGUGAGGUUAUGAGGAUGAACCCUGGUCACUAUGUUGCUCUUCUUAUCUCUACCACCUUGUAUCAUUCAAGUAACAAUGAUAAAUGCCCAGAAAACAGCGCCAACAAUGUCAACCCUGUUCGUUUAACUAGGAUUAAGCUUCUCCGGCCCACUGAUACUCUUGUUCUUGGCCAGGUUUACAGGCUCAUCACCACUCAUGAGGUUAUGAAAGGGUUGUGUGCAAAGAAACAUGCAAAGAUGAAGAAAAACCAGCAAGAAUCGGCAGAGAAGCCAUAUGACAAGGCUGGCCUGAGGCCAGAGGUAAUGGGAACGAGAUCUGAACCAGAUAAGGAAAAUAAGGUGAGCAGACAUGAAAGACACCAGCCAAGAUCAACAACAUCAAUCAACUCUGCUGCCAGAUCAAAGACAUGGCAGCCUUCAUUACAAAGCAUCUCAGAGGCUGCAAGCUAAGGAUGUGGGAUCUUGCCACACGCUGCAUAAGAGACAGUGAGAGAGAAGCACCACUUGGCUCUAGCCGCACAGAAAUCCUGGCUUCUUUUAACCUGUAAAAAGCAAUACAGUUUCUCACUUUAGGACGCAGGUAGCAAACCAUGAAAAAUCACAAACUGUCUUCAAGAAGCGAAUCUGAGCAAUGCAUAAUUGUAUAUCAAAAGGGUGAAAUUAAAACCCCAAAGUGUUGUAAUCCACCAUUGUUAAGUAAUGAAACUGAGUAUUAUUCCCUAAUAUAGCAGAUUAAUAUAAUAUAAAUAAUACCUGAAAAAGAAUAGGGUUCUUUAAUUAUUAAACAACAUGCAGUGUCAUCUGUCAUGGCUGCAUCGCAGUUAGUUUUACAGGUGUAAACCAGGUAUUUAAUUUCAGGAAUAGGGCAGCUAUGAAUUGAGAGGAGAAUAUGAAUAUCACUAUUCCAGUACCCGAGGGAGCUACACGUCAGCAAUACUUGUUCUUGCAGGUAGGCCAGAUGUCAACAACAAAUGGGCUACUAAAAUACAAGGAAUCGAGGUUGUAAUAAUUGUAUUGAAGGACCAUUACUUUUCUCCUAUAUGGUCCCCAAA